AUGCUCCAUGAGAUCCUUCUCUCCCUCUCGGGCCAACCCUCGCCACUGCUCGACUUGGAGCCUGAAAGUAAUGGCGCGUCUUCGAAUCCAUUCCCUCUUCUGUCGCCACCGGAGAAAGCGUUGCUUGCCUCACUCGCUCGCCUAAGCCGACUGCAUGCCCUUCUCCGCACCCAUACUACCCUUAUAUCCUCCUCCCACCCGUCGACGAUUUGCCGCGCCGUAUCCAGUGCCAUAUCUAUUGAAGGGCUUGGAAAAUUUCAGAAGCAGAUACUCGAUGUCGAAAGAGCGGUUUUAGGCAACGAUAGCAAUUAUGUCGGCGGCUAUGGGAUCGUGCCGCUUUCCACGUUGGUCUCGGAAUUUUCUCCUUGGACGCGGAGGUUGGAGUGGCUAUGGGGUGUGGCUUGCUUCAUCUUGCCGGAGUCUGCUACAAAGGAACCAACUACCACCACGAAUGGUGCUAGUCUCAUUGACUAUCUUCGUGCCGAAUCGCAGACCGGUUAUCUGGAUUUGCAAGAGAUCGCCUUGCAACUCAUCAAAGCUGCCGAAACAGCCUGGAUGCGACAAUUGUCAAUGUGGCUUUUGUACGGAGAACUACCGACAUUUGGCAAGGAAGACUUCUUCAUCCAGGCGACUGAAGUUGAGCUCGAGGACGAUGAACUGAGCUUUUCAGGCAAGGGAAACGUGGACUACGUGUUACAUAACGACUUGUUGCCGAACUUCGUCUCAACCUCGACGGCAUCUUCGAUCUUGUUUAUUGGAAAAUCUCUAAAUCAUAUUCGCAGUCAGAGAAAUCGCUCGACUGCCGACAAUGCGACAGGAUCAAUCACAGGUAUCACUCUGGAGACAGACCAUCUUAGGCAAUUAUCGUCUCUCAAGUCGCCAAUCUCAACUUCACUGCUUGCAAGUUCUGUUACAGCUAUUAGGCUCUCCGUCUCUCAGAGCUCGCUAUCCAAAUUAUUGCCUCUGCCAAAGAUUAUCGAGAUUCUCUCUCUAAUCCAUGAUUUUCUACUUCUCGGUCGUGGCGAAUUUGUGACAUCGCUCGUUUCAAAUGCUGACUCUAGACUUCAAGCACGGAUGACAAGACCCGGAGGCGCGGCCGCUGGUUUAGAUGGUGUUAUUAUCAAAGAAGGAGAGGUUGCAGCAGCGCUAGCGCAAACAUGGACUGAACUCUAUGCUCUGCAAAGCGAAGAGGCCCCGGUGGACGAAGAGCUAGACCUCGCACGGGAAUUGCUAAGUCUUUCUAUACAGCCUACAAAGAAAAGCGAUCAGACAGCAAUCCUUUCUCAGGAUAACACAGGCACAGACGCGACGAAAAUCUCAUCGAUUUCGUUUGCAGAUCUUUUAUUCCCAACUGAAACCGCUUUGUCGCUCAAGAUACAGCCACCCAUUGACCUUUUCUUGUCUAAUUCAGACAUGUUGGUAUAUUCAACUAUGCAUUCAUACCUCCUCGGUAUUCGCCGGGCUCAACUACGAUUGGGCAGUCUUUGGAAACACACAACCAUGCGUCGUCUACAUCCAUCCCCUCUCGGACCGCCCCGGAGCAAUACUCGUGGAGGUCAAUAUCACUUGCAAACACAACGGCAAAGACAUAAUGAGCGAAGUGUUCAAAUGCGACAGGUCUGGGCUACUGCAAGUGCCUCAUUGUUUGUUCUCUCAGAAAUUGGAGGCUACUUGCAAGGCGAAGUAAUUCAAGAAUCAUGGCAACAUUUCCAGACUUGGCUCGAAAGAGGGCCAGCGUUUCCUGCUAUGAGCACAUCGCGACCCGGAUCGCAGCACGAUUCGUUGGUAGCAUCGAGAGGCGGCUUCAUGCAGCAGAAACAAUUAAGACCAUCCACAGCAAACUCAGCAGUGACACCAACACAACAGCAUGAUCCUGAAACAAUCACAGUUGCGCAUCGUCGAUAUCUUUCUUCCCUUACACAGUCUCUUUUCCUUAGCGAGGUUCCAUUCACUAGCUCUCUGAGAUCCUUCCUUACUAGUCUCGACCAUCUCAUUGCUCUCGUUUCUCGGCUGGAGACUGUCCAACGUAACCUCGACCUAGAGGCCGAUGAAGGUGUCGUGGAUGCAUUGGCAGACUAUGGAAAAGAAGAAAGCGCAAUCAAGGAUGACUUACGAGACGCGCAUGAAGCAGUUCAGACUAGAAUCAAAGAUAUCAUUUCACGUCUACGUGAUAUAGAUGACAGCCGGUCUGUCGAUCAGGGUCAUGGAAGAAUGUUUGGGGCUACAGAGUCUGGAGGGUCAAGGGAAGAUCGGAACAUGUACAUUCCUCGCAAAUCGGCUGGAGUUGAUCAAUUGUUAAUGAAGUUGGACUUUGCGGGGUUGAAUGACAAUCCCGAGAUAAAUGACGACGAAGAUGAUGGUGAUAUUGUGCAUGGUCAUGAUUGA
Molecule: messenger RNA, 2385 nt
Organism: Talaromyces amestolkiae
Lineage: Eukaryota; Fungi; Ascomycota; Eurotiomycetes; Eurotiales; Trichocomaceae
Exons: 1
Coding region: 1-2385 (794 amino acids)
Biological process (GO): spindle assembly; meiotic cell cycle; microtubule nucleation
Cellular component (GO): gamma-tubulin complex; spindle pole; centrosome
Molecular function (GO): gamma-tubulin binding; microtubule minus-end binding
Source: RefSeq, a predicted model, not a curated record